Molecule: messenger RNA, 2968 nt
Organism: Polyodon spathula (Mississippi paddlefish)
Lineage: Eukaryota; Metazoa; Chordata; Actinopteri; Acipenseriformes; Polyodontidae
Product: ashwin-like
Exons: 4
Coding region: 850-1461 (203 amino acids)
Biological process (GO): embryonic morphogenesis
Cellular component (GO): tRNA-splicing ligase complex
Source: RefSeq, a predicted model, not a curated record
ACAGGAAAUGCAUGAGUGUUUUUUGACUCCUAGUGAGCUUGAAACUUAGAAUUGUGUUGUGUGUUUUGAGUUGGUCUCAUUUGAAAAAAUAAAUAAAGAACGAGGGGGUGAAUCCAUGUUAAUUAUUAUUUAUUUUUAAAUUUUUUGUUUUGGAUGUUACCAGUGGAAAAUGCUAAACAAGCAUUAUUUACAGUAAGUGGCAAUGGUCCAGGACCCAGGUAAUUCCUUUGUGGCUGUCACUAGUAAGUAGCGGUUUGUGUAGGUGCUAGCAUCGCCAGCACCUUUGUUGCCUUGUUGUCAUGCAGGUGUUUUCCAUGUACAUAGUAUAAGGCAUGCAGGGCAAGGCUAUGGGCUGAAAGUGCCCUGUAAUCCUAGAUAUACAAUCCUUACAUAAGUUACAUAAACAUUACAUAAGUGUAAGAAUACCCUCCACAUCAGAGACUAGGUCCUUCAGUUAAGGCACAUUACUGCCUAAAAUGUUUUUCCACUGCGUCCAGUUAUGUAGGCCUAUAUUUUUUCAAUGAAAAAGUAUUGAUUGUGGAAUAAAUCAUACUGGUGUUAUUCUGGUAUUGCUACCUAAUCUUUGACUGAGCCUGCCCUUUGAAAUGUACCGGUGUGCUGCACAUAGGAGACUGGCACAUCUGCGCCAUGAGGGUCUAUACGGGUGGUUUUCCACUGGCUAUUUGUCGAGCCAAGCAAGAACCGGUGAAACUGGCUUCACGACACAUCUGGAGCCGAGCAGGGACAGGGGCUAAAGCUCUUGUUUUUAUGUGACUUUUGGAACAAAGGAGGCUAGAGGAAGUUUCUGAUUGGCUAGUUCAUGUCAGAGGUGACAAGCCCUAGUGUCAAAUGUGCAAGAAAAAGAUUCCUGUUGACAAUGAGAAGUAUGCAGACAAAGAUAGACUCACAGACCUGUACCUUCAGCACAUCAUUCCCUUGCCUCAGAGAGACCUGCCAAACAGCCGAUGGGGAAAACGGAUGGAAAAGAAGAGAGCACCCCAAUCUGCAGCUAAUGCACAAAGACUUAGUUCUGGUGCUGAUGGUUCAAGAAAAAGACCAAUAUCUUUUGAUGGCAGCUCAACAAGUACCAGCAUAAAACUGAAAAAGAUAGAGGCAGGAGCCACAGAUCGCUUAAAGCCCCCUCCAUCUGGGAAUCUACCCAACACCCUCCGCAGACUGUCAAGCACCUCCACCAACUGCUCCUCUGAUAGCAGUCCUGCCAAUAACUCCAUAAAGCACCUUCCUGAGAGGGUGGCCAAACAGAACAGUGCCACUACCAGUUACAAAAUCGAAAGUCAAAUCGUCAAAUCGACACCCGCCACAGUGACAGAGGCAUCUACAGGAGGAACAGCAAGCAUGAAAUUAAAAAGAGUGGCGCCCAAAGAAGGAGACCCUGAAGUGGCGGGAGAAUUUAAAUCAUCAGAGACUAAGAAGAAAAUUCAGCAUGUUACCUGGCCGUGAAUUUGUUGCAGACAGUGACCCAUCUUCCAAAGUAACAUCUACAACUUUGCCUUAGCAGUCCCUGUCCACAUGGAGUAGUGGAGAUCAAUGAAUUUAGCAGGCUUUGGACGUAAAGUCUACAAGGACUAAGUGGAAUACUACCUAUCAUCUUGAAAAUGCUCAACUGGAUGUUAAAGAAUUGAUUUCUCUAUUUUCCCAAAUGUCUUUACAUUUAAUUGGUCUAAUAACCAGACUGCAUAUUGUUUGUUUGUGUUUUGUUUUUUUGGGGGUGGGAGAGUUUAAGACCUUUUCAAUGAGAUUUCAAACAGUAAAAUUCCUUGCCUUUUGGCUAAGAAUAAACUACAGUAGAACCUGCCAUAUCAGAUUUAAUGGGUUCCAGGGGUCCACCGGCUAUGUGAAAAUAUCAUAUCUGUGAGGGAGUUGUUAUAUUACACUGUAGUUGUGUUAAUUUCUAACGCUAAUAAAACAUUUGGGUACAGCAGUGUGUCUAAAACAACAAAGUACAGUACUGUAGAUGUACUAUACAAAGAUAAUCAGUAGAAAUUACUGCAAAUAAAGUGCUGUAUUGAAAAUAAACUACUGUAAUACAGUAUCUGGAAAUUUGCAAAACAGCAUUUCAAAAACAUUUUUGCCAAGAAAGUGUGCGUUAAUAACCCAAGACAGAAAUGGAGUUAAAGAAAAAACACAAACUGCUUUUGAAGGUCAGCGAUGUUGUGAAAAAAUAUUGUUUUAGGUUGUUUUUUUUUUUUGUUUUUUUUAACCGUACAGGUUAUAUUAAUGCCUCAAUUUUCUUGUUUUAAGUUAACUUAGUGACAGUUAACGGCAUGCAAGAGUUUCCCAAACGCAAUGUCUUUUCACUGCCACGGGCUCUGCAGCAGUGCCCCGUCCGGUCCCGUCUUUCUUCACGGCUGGCUUUUAUAUGUAACUGAAUUCCAUCUGUCCUGCUAAGAGCUGAAUUUGCUAUUUUAGAUAUAAUACAAUGUGCAUUGUUCAGUUUUCAUCAGUACCAUUCAGUUGGUAGCAGCAUGUGUAACUGACACACACCAGAGGUCCAUCAGUUAAUAGAGGGAAUUGUAUCUUGCUGCCUUUUGAAAGUUUAUAGUUUGUUUUAAUAAAGCUCUCCUGAUAUUUUUCAACAGCAUGGAGUGUGUUUUAGUAUUGGUAGAAUUGUGUUUUUAUCAAUUAUUUACUUACAUAUAAUUAACAAAUUGAAACAUACUAUAAAAUACCAGGUCAAAGGUUUUUAAAACAGGUGCGCUCUACUUAGUUUCCUCCUUUUUUAUAUUGAAAAAAGAAAAUCUGGCUCAUAACUGCAGGUCACCCUAAAUGCAGGUUUUACAUUAUACAGCAAGGGCUUGAGACAGUAGGAGCUCAAGCACCUUGGCAAAACAAUGUCUGAAAGAUUUCUGUCAAUUCAGGGUGGGGUCAUAAAGAAUCUACAGCUAUGGCCAAAAGUUUUGCGUCACCCAUUAGAAUGAACUAAUUUUGUUUCAUAGUCAAAUGAACC